Messenger RNA from Trichechus manatus latirostris (Florida manatee), 3375 nucleotides. It is a transcript of the gene EFTUD2, whose product is annotated as elongation factor Tu GTP binding domain containing 2. The coding region runs from base 138 to 3056 and encodes 972 amino acids. The transcript has 28 exons. Gene Ontology annotation, biological process: mRNA splicing, via spliceosome. Gene Ontology annotation, molecular function: GTP binding; U5 snRNA binding; GTPase activity. Gene Ontology annotation, cellular component: cytosol; U4/U6 x U5 tri-snRNP complex; U2-type catalytic step 2 spliceosome. Lineage: Eukaryota; Metazoa; Chordata; Mammalia; Sirenia; Trichechidae. The record is from RefSeq and is a predicted model, not a curated record.
GUCCUCCGGAGCAGAAACGCGGCCUCGGCGUCUGUGUGGUCCUUCCUGACUGCGGGCGCAGACGCGGCGCGGCGUGGGACGGAAGCGCGGUCUUCGGUGGCCGCUUGCGGGCUCCUGGCUGAGCAGACGUGAGCAUCAUGGAUACUGACUUGUAUGAUGAGUUUGGGAAUUAUAUUGGACCAGAGCUUGAUUCUGAUGAAGAUGAUGAUGAACUGGGCAGAGAGGCCAAAGAUCUUGAUGAGAUGGAUGAUGAUGAUGAUGACGACGACAUAGGAGAUCAUGAUGACGAUCACCCCGGGAUGGAGGUGGUGCUACAUGAGGACAAGAAGUACUACCCCACAGCCGAGGAGGUGUACGGUCCUGAGGUGGAGACCAUAGUCCAGGAGGAAGACACCCAGCCUCUCACAGAACCCAUUAUUAAGCCAGUGAAAACCAAGAAAUUCACUCUGAUGGAGCAGACGUUACCUGUCACGGUGUAUGAAAUGGAUUUCUUGGCAGAUCUGAUGGACAACUCAGAGCUCAUCAGAAAUGUGACCCUUUGUGGCCAUCUCCACCAUGGCAAGACGUGUUUUGUAGAUUGUUUAAUAGAACAGACUCACCCGGAAAUCAGAAAACGCUAUGACCAAGAUCUGUGCUACACUGACAUCCUUUUCACUGAACAAGAGAGAGGUGUUGGCAUCAAAAGCACUCCUGUGACAGUGGUCCUGCCAGAUACCAAAGGAAAAUCUUAUCUCUUCAAUAUCAUGGACACUCCAGGACAUGUGAAUUUUUCUGAUGAAGUCACAGCUGGCUUGCGCAUCUCAGAUGGAGUGGUCCUUUUCAUCGAUGCUGCUGAGGGGGUGAUGUUGAACACCGAGCGGCUGAUCAAGCACGCCGUGCAGGAGAGGCUGGCAGUCACCGUGUGCAUCAACAAGAUUGACCGGCUCAUCCUGGAGCUCAAGCUGCCUCCAACUGAUGCUUACUACAAGCUGCGCCACAUUGUGGACGAGGUCAAUGGGUUAAUAAGCAUGUAUUCCACUGAUGAGAACUUGAUCUUGUCUCCACUCCUGGGCAACGUCUGCUUUUCCAGCUCCCAGUAUAGCAUCUGCUUCACACUGGGCUCCUUUGCCAAGAUCUACGCUGACACCUUUGGUGACAUUAAUUACCAGGAAUUUGCUAAAAGACUCUGGGGUGACAUCUACUUCAACCCCAAGACGAGAAAGUUCACAAAAAAGGCCCCCACCAGCAGCUCCCAGAGGAGCUUUGUGGAGUUUAUCUUGGAACCCCUUUAUAAGAUCCUCGCUCAGGUUGUGGGUGAUGUGGACACCAGCCUCCCGAGGACCCUGGAUGAACUUGGCAUCCACCUGACCAAGGAGGAGCUGAAGCUUAACAUCCGCCCGCUGCUCAGGCUGGUCUGCAAAAAGUUCUUUGGCGAGUUCACGGGCUUUGUGGACAUGUGUGUACAGCAUAUCCCCUCUCCAAAGGUGGGCGCCAAGCCCAAGAUCGAGCACACCUACACUGGCGGCGUGGACUCCGACCUCGGGGAGGCCAUGAGUGACUGUGACCCUGAUGGUCCCUUGAUGUGCCAUACUACCAAGAUGUACAGCACAGAUGAUGGAGUUCAAUUUCAUGCCUUUGGCCGGGUGCUGAGUGGCACUAUCCAUGCUGGGCAGCCUGUGAAGGUUCUUGGGGAGAACUACACCCUGGAGGAUGAGGAAGACUCACAGAUAUGCACCGUGGGCCGCCUUUGGAUCUCUGUGGCCAGGUACCACAUUGAGGUGAACCGUGUUCCAGCUGGCAACUGGGUUCUGAUUGAAGGUGUUGAUCAACCAAUUGUGAAAACAGCGACCAUCACUGAACCUCGAGGAAAUGAGGAGGCUCAGAUUUUCCGGCCCUUGAAGUUCAACACCACAUCUGUGAUCAAGAUUGCUGUGGAGCCAGUCAACCCAUCAGAGCUGCCCAAGAUGCUCGACGGCCUACGCAAGGUCAACAAGAGCUACCCAUCCCUCACCACCAAGGUGGAAGAGUCUGGCGAACAUGUGAUCCUGGGCACUGGGGAGCUCUACCUGGACUGUGUGAUGCAUGAUUUGCGAAAGAUGUACUCAGAGAUAGACAUCAAGGUGGCUGACCCAGUUGUCACAUUUUGUGAGACGGUGGUGGAAACGUCCUCCCUCAAGUGCUUUGCUGAAACUCCCAAUAAGAAGAACAAGAUCACCAUGAUUGCUGAGCCUCUUGAGAAGGGCCUCGCCGAGGACAUAGAGAACGAGGUGGUCCAAAUCACAUGGAACAGGAAGAAGCUGGGAGAGUUCUUCCAGACCAAGUACGAUUGGGAUCUGCUGGCUGCCCGUUCCAUCUGGGCCUUUGGGCCUGAUGCCACUGGUCCCAACAUCCUGGUGGAUGAUACCCUGCCCUCUGAGGUGGACAAGGCUCUUCUGGGCUCAGUGAAGGACAGCAUCGUUCAAGGUUUUCAGUGGGGAACCAGGGAGGGUCCCCUCUGUGAUGAGUUGAUUCGAAAUGUCAAGUUUAAGAUCCUGGAUGCAGUGGUGGCCCAGGAGCCCCUGCACCGGGGCGGGGGCCAGAUCAUCCCCACAGCCAGAAGAGUCGUUUAUUCAGCCUUCCUCAUGGCCACACCUCGUUUGAUGGAGCCUUACUACUUUGUAGAGGUACAGGCCCCUGCAGAUUGUGUCUCUGCUGUUUAUACCGUACUGGCCAGGCGCAGGGGGCACGUGACUCAGGAUGCACCCAUCCCAGGCUCCCCUCUCUACACCAUCAAAGCUUUCAUUCCGGCCAUCGACUCUUUUGGCUUUGAAACCGAUCUGCGGACUCAUACCCAGGGACAGGCAUUUUCCCUGUCUGUCUUCCACCAUUGGCAGAUUGUACCUGGUGAUCCUCUGGACAAGAGCAUUGUCAUCCGCCCCCUGGAGCCACAGCCAGCUCCUCACCUGGCCCGGGAAUUCAUGAUCAAAACCCGUCGUAGGAAGGGCCUGAGUGAAGAUGUGAGCAUCAGCAAGUUCUUCGAUGAUCCUAUGUUGCUGGAGCUUGCCAAGCAGGAUGUUGUGCUCAAUUACCCCAUGUGAAUGCAGGCACACCUGGCAGUCCCUGCUCCCUGCAGUGCGCUGCAGCUCUUGGACUUGAAGCUGGGACCCGCGUGCUUGGACUUGAUGUUGUCAGAGAGCAUCUGGGAGCUGCUGUUGCCUUCUUUAACAACCCAAGAACCUCCAGCGUGGCCUCUGCCUGGCUCCAUUCCCAGGGAACAGAGAGGAGCUUGGGCUUAGGGAAGGAGAAGGGGAUGAAAGUGUUUAACCCCAAGAGGCCCUGUCUUCAGGAUUUACGUGGAAUUUUAUUUUUUACAAAUUUGACCUUAGACAAACUUUGUAAGUGAACAGAACAUUCUGA